AGGGAAGGGCGGGACGCGUCAUGGCGGCCGCUUCCCCUCAGCGCUGAGGCGCCGUGUGCGCGGGGCGGGAGGGAGGUGCCGCCGGGCGCCCAUGGAGGGCUGCGGGGCCGAGGAGGAGGAGGAGAUGGCGGCGGAGGAGGAUGAAGAGGAGGAGGACGGCGGGCCCUUGCAGCGCCUCGUCAAGCGGCAGCGCAAGGAGAAGCGGGAGCUCCAAGCAAAAAUUCAAGGCAUGAAAAAUGCUGUUCCCAAGAAUGAUAAAAAGAGACGAAAACAGCUGGCUGAUGAAGUUGCCAAACUGGAGGCAGAACUUGAACAGAAGCACAAGGAGGAAUUAAAGCAGCUGAAGGAAGCUACACCUGAGCAGAAUAAGAUAUAUUCUAUAACUGAUGGGGUUGCAAAUGUAGAGCUUGAGCAACAAGAGCAACAGAUUCAGCAACCUCGAAUAUCAAAAGCACAGAAGAGGAGGGAAAAGAAAGCUGCCUUGGAGAAAGAAAGAGAAGAAAGGAUAGCUGAAGCUGAGAUUGAGAAUUUAACAGGUGCUAGACAUGUUGAAAGUCAGAAACUUGCCUCCCUGUUGGCAGCAAGACACUUGGAGAUUAAGCAGAUUCCUUCUGAUGGCCAUUGCAUGUACAGAGCUAUCGAAGAUCAGCUCAAGGAUCGCCAGAAUUCCUGGACUGUUACAACUCUGAGAAACCAAACGGCAAAGUAUAUGCAAAGCCAUUUUGAUGACUUCCUGCCAUUUCUUACAAAUCCCACUACUGGAGACAUGUAUAGCAGAGAGGAAUUUGAAAAAUACUGUGAUGAUAUAGCAAAUACGGCUGCGUGGGGUGGUCAACUGGAACUAAGGGCUUUGUCACACAUUUUGCAAACACCUAUUGAAGUAGUGCAAAUGGAUUCCCCUUCCAUUAUCGUUGGUGAAGAAUAUUCAGGCAAACCAAUAACACUUGUGUAUAUGAGACAUGCCUAUGGAUUAGGAGAACAUUAUAAUUCUGUAAAACUUCUAACAGACACUGCUACAGAAAAUGGCAGCUAACAUUAAAAAAAAAAAUCCACGUGGAUAACAGUUGCAUCUUGAUACGCUGGGCUCCAAACAAUUCUCAGAGAGACUGUGAAGUAAAACUACCUGGAAUGGAUUAACAAUUUAAAAAAAAAAAAAGAGGUACCAGGGUUUUACUGUGAAUCAGAAAAAGUUCUUGGUUUGAAACAAACAAAAAAUGCAAACAAUGCAACAGUAUUUUGAACUUGUUGGUAUUAAUCAUAUUUAGAAAAUCUCUAAAAUGCUGGCUGUAUAGAUUAAAACUUUUUGUUUUAAUAGAGCUUUAUCCCAUGCCACAGUGAAAAUACUCAGCAGUAAAUGUUUUGAUUAAUCUCCAGUCUACUGAAGAAUUAAGGUUACCUGAAGGUUCCUGUCACAUUAUUUCUGUCAGAUUUUCAUGAUCAUGGAAGAGUUGAGGACUUGAAAAAAGUUGACAGACUUUGCAGUGUUUCUUUAGUUUCAACAGGAUAUAGCUUUAAUACUAUAAUAGGGAUCUGCUCCUUUAUUUGGGCAGGGAAGAGCUGGAGGGAAAUUCAAUAGUAGAAUCUCUUGCUUGGUUGAAGGAAUUGCAAACAGUCAUACAAUUUUAUGGAUGCCUAUUUAAGUUUUUGCCAAAGUUUGAGGGAUUCACCUGUGUUUUGCAGCUGGCAGUAGGAACACUUGAUGCUCUUCCAACUACUAAAUCUGUUUGGAAGAGGAUUACUGUUUAUGUACAUCGUAGCAUUGAUGUGAGUUCAUCCUUAAUCUUCAUCUGUGCAUUUUGAUAACACAGAAAUCUUAAAACCAGAAAGCUUCUCAAUUUCUUCAGUUCAGGUAGUGAAAUUUGUCGUAACUCAUCAUUUAUGGAUCUGCUGAUUUAAGUGUCACCUAAAAAGCAGUAUUUUAUAAAGCUUAAAACAGCCGGUUACAUACAGGGAUAAAAAUAACCACUUUGUUUUAUGCCAGUAACUUUAAAGGCAUAAAAGAAUCUACAAAAGAAUUAAUUUCAUUUUCAUUGCUGCUUAUUAUGCACAGAGAAGACUUGAAGGGUGUUUGUUUUUUUUAAAAAUAUGGCUUGUCUUUUUACAUUGGAAAUGAAGAUUUCUGUAUUGAGGUUGCUAUAAUUAUGACUUCAAAAUUAGCAGCAUUACUAUAAUGCAAUCAUUGCUUUUAACAAUAGAUUUUUUUAAACUCUUUGCCAAUAACAUCAUAAAUGUCUGUGUUAUUUUAAUGCUAAUAAGUUAGUGUGGAGAAAAGCAGUUUUUAGCAAACUUAAACAGGUAUGCCCUGGAUUGAAGCUUGAGCUAACAGUGCAUAUUUUGUAAUUCUUCGGUGAAUCUAGCCAGUGGAUUGACCUUUUGGGACUUACAAAUUCUAAAAAGUAAAUCUGCUCUUACUCAAAGAGGUAAGUGUUCACUUUAUGGAUCAGAUUAUGUCUAAUUUAAAGCACUUUGAGAGAGAAAAAUAAAAAAUAGCUAUUUAUAGCAGAAGUGUAGUGGGUGGACAGGAGCUGGUUCAAUAAUGAGAACCUGUGAAUUGUCAGUUCUCUCCUGCAGUCACUUCAGUAGGGUCUUCUAGUUUGAAGGAACCUUCAGAGGCCCUUGUUUGGUCCUCACACACCGUGGCAUUCAGAAAGCCGGGGUCUCUAUUUCUGCAUUUUGUUGGGUCACGGUUACAGCCUCCAGUGCAGCCCACCUUGUGCCUUCUGCAGCCACAGUUUGUUUCCACAUCGGCCCUUGCAGGACCACCCCAUGAUGCUAUUUUUCCUCCUUUGACUGCUUUUAUUGGAACCCAUUCUGCAUCCUCCUUCUCUCCAGGCUCCGCAGUCAGAAAAAAAUCUCUUCUACAUCCAUUCCUGGGGUUGGUGCAAAGGGUUUUGUUACUUUUUGCCAGCGGGUCUUGGGUUUGGGUGGAAUGUAAUCAAAAGAAGAAACUGGAGACUCGGGCGGCCCUUGCUGAAUGCGACGGAGCUUCUGUCCACUGGCAAUAUGAAACCGUGAAUCUAAUUUCAAAGUGUGUAAAAGGUGUGUCUAUUCAUAAUACCACUGAAUUUCACUAAAAAUAAUAGUUUGCAAUACCCUUCUUGGUAUUGCUCAAAAUUGAUACGAAAUGCAUAUGCUGCUUUUCAUAGAUAACUUGUGAAAGAAGUUUGGUUUAUUGGAUUUUCAUUCUUGUUUCUUUACCUGAAAGAGAAAGAUACCAGAAUCAUGGAAUGCCUGUACCAACAGUUUGUUUACAAUCUGUAUAAAGCAAAAGAGUGUUAUAAUAUAGUGAGCGAAAGAUCCUUGCUCAUGUUGUAUGGAACUUGCCAAAAAGUAAUAAAUUGGUUUAUUUGUGGCGAA
This is a messenger RNA of Anas platyrhynchos (mallard), 3357 nucleotides long. RefSeq names its product OTU deubiquitinase 6B (gene OTUD6B). NCBI's taxonomy places the organism in Eukaryota, Metazoa, Chordata, Aves, Anseriformes, Anatidae. Gene Ontology annotation, molecular function: cysteine-type deubiquitinase activity. Gene Ontology annotation, biological process: protein deubiquitination. The record is from RefSeq and is a predicted model, not a curated record.